AUGAAAACUGGUGACAGCAAACGAAAGAAGACGAAGAUUGAUUCCCCUCUUUCUGUAGACGUUAACGAGGACUUGGUGAAAGAAAUUCUGUUGAAGCUACCCACCAAAUCUGUGUUAAGUUUCAAAGGCUUAUCAAAGUCAUGGUUCUCUCUAAUAUCCGAUCCUGAAUUUGCAAGAAGACAUUUUGACGCUGCAGUUGCACCCACCUACAAGCUUUUAAAUAUAGUUAAGGAUUGUGCAGUUUAUUGUGCAGACAAAGAAUCAGCACUUUGUGAUGAUGAUUCGUGGCAUGCAGUGUCCAAUAUUAGUGGCUUUCAUUGGUAUGUAAACUGCAUAUCCGUGGCAGGCUCCUGCAGGGGAUUUGUUCUCCUACAAUAUUUGUUGCAUGAUUUUGUGUUGUGGAAUCCGUUAACUGGUGUACAGAAAGAAAUUCACCAGAAACGUGGCACAUGGACUCGACAUCAUCUAUCUGGAAUGGGAUAUGAUCCAGUGGAUGAUGACAUUGUGCUGGUCACUAUAAUCCUAAGAAUUCAUGAUGGUAAUCAUAUGUUGCUUCGUUAUUUCUCUUUGAGGAAUAAUUGUUGGACUUCUGUUAAGUAUGAUGUUUCUUAUGUUGCACCUUAUUUUGGAGCCGAACUCAGACAUGGACAGUUAUGGAAUGAGACUCUCUACUGGAUUGUUAAGUCUGCUGAUGAUCUUAGAAAUGUAAUGAUUGCAUUUGAUGUGAGGGAGAAAAGAUUAUUAGAGAUUACAUUGCCUCAUCACUUAGCCAAUCUUCCAAAUGGAUCUGACAUAUACCAUUUGAAGGUAAUGGGAGAAUAUCUGUAUUUGUGCUUGGUGGUGCGUAACCACCCGUAUCAACUGAUUGAAAUAUGGUCAGUGAAAGAAUGCAAACAAGAAACUGUUUGGACCAAAACAUUUGAUUUUUCCUUCUAUUUUAGACCUUCUCUGAAUCUUAUUUUCCCCGUAUGCUUCACAGAAAAUGGGGAAAUUUUGGCAUUUUGUAACAACAACACGUUAGUGAAAAUCGACGAGAAAGGUAAGCUUAGAUAUGGGAACCAAAAUAACAGUAGACUUCAUUUCUUACGUUGUGUUAUGUAUAGAGAGAGUUUUCUACCACUUCCUGGUGAUGAGGCUGAGCCUGAAGAUUGA
Vigna unguiculata (cowpea) is the source of this 1152-nucleotide messenger RNA. RefSeq names its product F-box protein CPR1-like. NCBI's taxonomy places the organism in Eukaryota, Viridiplantae, Streptophyta, Magnoliopsida, Fabales, Fabaceae. The record is from RefSeq and is a predicted model, not a curated record. Gene Ontology annotation, molecular function: protein binding.